Molecule: messenger RNA, 4090 nt
Organism: Phasianus colchicus (ring-necked pheasant)
Lineage: Eukaryota; Metazoa; Chordata; Aves; Galliformes; Phasianidae
Gene: CDYL
Product: chromodomain Y like
Cellular component (GO): nucleus
Molecular function (GO): transcription corepressor activity
Source: RefSeq, a predicted model, not a curated record
AAUUUUCCAUAGAGUAGCAUAUGAGCAGAGGCAUUUUUUAAUUUUACAUGUCAAACGGAAUGACUCUUGCAGGGCUUCCAGAGAAGGGAGAUUCAGUGUGAAUAGAUUUUGAGAUUGAAGGGCUCACAAACACUGCAUUUUUUCUUUAAUCUAGGCUCUGGGUGUUCUGCAAAAGUAAGGACGUUAUUUAAAUUUCAAAUAUUUGGAAGUCAUUUUCGGGAAUAUCCUGAACUUCCCUGUGCUGAACACUCACAGGAAUGAGAAAGCUUCAGACGAAAAGUAAUGAGGUUGUUUUUCCUGUAGCUGAAGUGUCUUCCCUAAUUUUGUCUACUUUCCUUAAUUUUGUUGAAUGCAGCUCCCUUGAAUCUUUGUUCCCUACUAUUGACUGGAGGGGAAGAAGAAACACAGCCAUAGAUUCACGUUAGGCAACCUAGCCCAUGCCUUCUUUACUUAUUCUCUCCAUUUAACACUGUGGUUAAACAUUAAGUAAAAGUGCUUCCAAGACAGGUUGUAGAAUGUCUUUUUUUCUGCCCAUCUUUUCCUCUUAUCACCCCAUGCUCUUGUCUGCUUAUUUCUGUCUGUAUCCUUAAUUCAUUCCAGCCAUUUAAAGUAGGAGCUGAAACAAGGAGAAGUUGGGCUCAGGAGAACCUGUAAAUUGGCACUGCUGCUUACAGAAGUGUACCCUUGAUGUUUUUUGAUAUUCUUUUUUUUUCCCUGCUAAAAACAUGUAAUACAGUGGUGGAGACUGGUAAAGAACAGCUGGUUUCUUCACUGGGCAAAGGCUAGAGAAUAAAAGACACAGAGAUAAUGCUGAGGUCCCCUAAUUAACAAUCUUUUAGAUGUUUCUCUUAACUCCUGCACAAGAUACCAAACUGUUACCUAUUUCUUAGAAGCAAGUGGUAUUACUAAGCAGUUUCUUCAAAUGCAGGCAGUAUGUAAUCUAUAAACAUAAAAACCUUUGAACUGAGUUUUAUAUCUCUGGAAAGAAUACUUCAUAUCUCAGCUAAGCUAUUACAGAGUCUGUUUAAUGGAGACAGACAAAGCAGAGACAUUUAAUGCCUUUCUUCUCUUCCAUCUUCAAUACUGAUGAUGGGCACCAGGACUCCUGGAGCUCUAAGUUGCAUGACUGUGACUACAGUAACAAUAAAUUCCCAGCCAAUCCCAAAUUUGUGUAGCAUUGGCUGUUUCAGCUCGAUGCAUGCAGUCUGUAGGGCCCAAUGGAAUUCAUUUCAGGAUACUCCAAGAGCUGGCUGAUGUCAUCACAAGAACUCCUUCAAUUAUUUUUCAAUAAUCCUGGGAAUCUGGGGAGAUCUCAGUCAACGGGAAGCUGGCAAAUGCUAUCCCAGUUUUCAAGAUCCAGAUAAUUACAGGUACAUCUACCUUUAUGGAAGCAUUAGCAGCCAAUGGUACAACCAACAUACAGACUUCUGUGACAGGAGUGACAGCCAGCAAGCGGAGGUUUAUUGACGACAGGAGAGAUCAACCUUUUGAUAAAAGGCUGCGGUUCAGUGUGAGACAAACAGAGAGUGCAUACCGGUACAGAGACAUUGUUGUCAGGAAACAAGAUGGAUUCACGCACAUCUUGCUAUCAACAAAAUCAUCUGAAAAUAAUUCACUAAAUCCAGAGGUAAUGAAGGAAGUCCAAAGUGCACUGAACACAGCAGCUGCAGAUGACAGCAAACUCGUGCUGUUCAGUGCAGUUGGUAGCAUUUUCUGCUGUGGUCUCGAUUUUAUUUAUUUUAUACGACGUUUAACAGAUGAUAGAAAAAAGGAAAGCACUAAGAUGGCAGAAGCUAUUAGGAAUUUUGUGAAUACUUUUAUUCAGUUUAAGAAGCCUAUCAUUGUAGCAGUAAAUGGCCCAGCCAUUGGACUUGGAGCAUCUAUAUUGCCUCUGUGUGACGUGGUUUGGGCUAAUGAGAAGGCUUGGUUUCAGACACCAUACACUACUUUUGGACAAAGUCCAGAUGGAUGUUCAUCCCUUACAUUCCCCCGGAUAAUGGGCCUGGCUUCUGCCAAUGAAAUGUUGUUCAGUGGAAGGAAGUUGACUGCGCAGGAAGCUUGUGCCAAAGGACUGGUCUCUCAAGUGUUUUGGCCAGGAACGUUCACACAAGAAGUAAUGGUUCGAAUUAAGGAACUGGUGACAUGUAAUUCAGUUGUACUUGAAGAAUCCAAAGCUCUAGUACGUAAUAUUAUGAAGGUGGACUUGGAGCAAGCAAAUGAAAAGGAGUGUGAAGUUUUGAAGAAAAUCUGGGGCUCAGCACAGGGGAUGGACUCAAUGUUAAAAUAUCUGCAAAGAAAAAUAGAUGAGUUCUGAUGAGGUGCCCAUUGACACUGGAAUUGUACUUCUUGGACAUCAGGGCAAACAGAAUAUGCCCAUUUUAAAACCUAUAUAAACUCACCCCUGGCUCAGCUUGGGAACAGUAGUAAAUCCCUCCUCCCCCCCCAGUUUUAUUGUCAAGGGGUAUGAAAGUACUGUAUCACUUAAAUUUGAACAAAACUCCUUUUUCCCUGAUUGUUGUGUGUGUAUAUGUGCACACGCAUAAAGUAUGUGUGUGUGCACAUAUACAUAGCUUUUAUGUAUACAGAAUGCAAUGUGUGACAGCAUGUACAUAGACACAUGCACACAGAAGGUAAACAAUGACAGAGUGCACUACCAACCACCUCCAUAAAGGCUCUAGUUUGGGUCAUUGUUGGCUAGUACUGUAUCAGACAGAGAAUGGAUUAUUUUCUGCGUGGCAGGGAAGUCUGGAAUAAUGCUUUUCUUUUAUCAUUAGAAUACAGAAUUGAAACGGGUAUUAGCCAGCCCUUACUUUCACUGCCCAACAAGUCAGCUAAGGUGUAAGGCACUGUCUCAGAAGGUUGACAUACCUCAAUGGAACAUCCUAACAUUUUUCAGAUGAACUCCUUAAAUCAAAAAUAUCACCCAAAAGAGAGCAUGCUCAGGAUUAAUGCUAGGGAAAUACUUUGCCCUUUUCAGGGGAGUGGCAUAGAGGGGUGGGAGGAAGAGAGCAGGAAUGCAUUUAAUUCUUACCCAGAUAACGUGAAGAAACCACUGUUUCAUGGGGAAGGGCAAUGAGGGGAAGCAGGGGGAAUGUGGAGGGGAAAGGAAAAAAAGACAAAAAAAGCUUGUUUUGCAGUAUUAGUGAAUCACUGAAUAUCUAUGUAUGAAUAUCCUAAGUUAUAAGUUAGUUUUAGUGGGUUUUCAAAUAGCCUUUUUUUUUUUUAAUAACUACAUAAGUGCUUCUGUUGCUGGGUGAGAAUACUACUUUAUAUACAGUUGUUUGGUUUUUAUUUCCUAUUUGCUGGUUUAAUUGAUGUAUUACACCAAAAAUGCAUUUUAUGUUCAUAAAUUUUAGGUUCACUUAGAAUAUAUUAUUUAAUAAGUUAAAAUUCUUUUGGCACACUAUUAAGUAAAAAAAAAACUUUUAAAAAAACUACCUUAUAUUAGAUGUUUAAUGUUCUUUGUCUACGCUUUUUUAUUAUUUUAAAUAUACACUAUAUACAGUAUGGUGUAAAAGAGUGCCCUGUGUAAAUAGACCUAUUUUGCAUUCCUUUCAGGAGUGGUUAUUGAUUCCUGACUGCAGAUAUCUAUUAUUAUUUGGGUAUCUGUGCUUGCAAUCUUAUUGAAUGUAUUAUGAAGAAUGGAAUAGAAAUCAAACCUUAUUUUUGUACAGUUUUGAAGUUUUUACUUGGAACUGACCCACCUCCCCUUCCCAGUGGAGAGCUGUACAGUGUGUAAAUCUGCCUUUACCUUGGAUUGGUACAGUAUUUUUGCAUCUGUGGGACCUACUUUUUUGUUCUAGUAGUUUGAACUAUAUAUAAACUGUACAAUCUGUAAAGUUUUUAUAGAAUAAAUAUUCAGCUGUGAAAACUGGUUAAAUAAAACUAAUAUUUCUUAACACAUUUUAAACGUGGUUCUCACACAGUUGUCUUCUUCAAAGGCAGUUCUGAUGUUAGAGGAAGUAUUGCUUAAAACUUGAAAACUAGUGACCUCAUUAUUCAUGUUUUACUCUGUCAGAUGUAAAUAAGCUCUUACUUAUUCCUUUCACAGAAUGGCCAGGGUUGGAAGGGACCUCAAGGAUCAUGAAUU